This is a messenger RNA of Chilo suppressalis (striped riceborer), 3318 nucleotides long. Lineage: Eukaryota; Metazoa; Arthropoda; Insecta; Lepidoptera; Crambidae. The record is from the annotation of a GenBank genome assembly.
CUAUGAUAAAGUUUACAAUUACUAAAAGAACUUUAGUUAUUAGUUUAGUAGAGCCCGUACUUUCCUUAUUUCGUAGAAUAUAAAUUUAGUUUUUCAUCAGAAAACUAUCUAUAUAAAAUGACACAUCCCUUAAAUUUUCACGUAAGAGUCUUUGUUAGUUGAUUGUGAUUUAAAUAAACAAGCAAAUAAAGUCAUCACAUGCCCCAUUUGUCAACAAACACUUAUUCAGUACUUCUAUAUAGAAUACUUUAUCAGUAGAUUUCAACUUAAGUGCGUAGAAAGAUAAAAUUAUUGUUUUCAUCAUUAUAAAUUCGAAAUUAAGAUUAGUAUAAAGGUUUGUACAAAAACCAUCAAAUAAAACAGUACAAUUUAAGCUACGAGAUUAAAAAAUAUUAUUGUAAGUGAUUUGGAGUGUAAACAAACGGUUUUAUUGAAAGUUCGAUUAAUAAGAGAAGCUGCUCAUUAAAUCCAUUAGUGAAUAUUUUCGUUAAAGAUUUCCACGAAAUAUAAAAUACUUUGUCCGAUACCGAGCAGCGUCAAAACGUAAACAAAGAUGAUAAAAGGGCGAAAUCCCCCCUGCGCCCACGCUGUGAAUCACCGAGGAUUGCCCGAUGUAUCGUUCCACUUCGUGUAACCGACAUAAGCGUUUGACGCGCCGAAUCGUGCGCACGUAUGUUAUAACGGUCUCAAGUAGCGCCUUGUGGUACACCAUAGUUCCUUGUAUUACUUUUGUUCGGUGAUCGAUAAAACUAUACAAGGGGUGUGACGUUCUUUUUAUUAUAAACGUCAUUUGUGCAGGGGUGUGUCAGUGGGUGUGUCGUGAUUGCUUCUGUGUAAAGUGACAUUUUUAAUAUUUUGUAAAAAUGUUUCCGCGGAUACAAGGAUUGUUUCACUCGGUGACAGACAAAAGAUCCCAUGCCACAGAGUGCGGGGAGAAUAGUCUCACGAUAGUGUCAGAGAAGAAAAUAGAAGAUGACUCAUCAGACUCGUCUAGCAGUGAAAAUGUAGAAAUUGAAGAUAAGUCCCUGUCUCUAGUCGACAGUCCAGCGCUGGUGCAAUCAGAAGAGUCUCAUGCGGCCCAGUGCUCAUGUCCCAACUGUGAUGAAAUGCUGUCACGAUUUUCAGAAUGCAGUAUAUGCCUAGAACCGUUACAGUGUUGCGGGCCUUGCGUCUGUCCCUGGUGCGGAGGCGUCUGGUGCGCGCGGUGUUCCCGUAGGAUGUCACGAUGCGCGUGGUGUAGGGGUACAUUGCGGGCCCCAGCUGCUCCCUGCCUCGCAUUACAGAGGCUGGUCAACGACCUGAUGCUGCCGUGCCGGAAUUACAGACGUGGCUGCACAGAACUGCUCACAGCAUCUACGAGGGUCAAACACGAAGAAGACUGCAAAUAUGACACGAUGUCGUGUCCCAUCACUGCCAACUGCUGCACAGUUCCUUUCGAAGAACUCUCUACUCACCUGCAGUCGUCGCAUAAUAUCAUCGCAGUUUACUCACAGAAGAUCAAGAUCCUCAUCGAGAACUUCCAGACGAAGCUCAAAAAAACCGCCUGCUGCAGAACCAAAUACAAAAUCAUCUUGCUCCAUCAAAAGAGUGCUUUCAUCAUCAAAGUGUGCAUCUACAACUACCAUGUCAGAGUAGAAGUAAUGAGAAGGAAACUCGGCUACAUAGCAGAUAUCAAAUCGGAGGCGAAAAAAAGCGAAUACUGCGCUCUAAUCGAGUUCCAAAGCAAAGCUUUAUGUACGAAAUCAGCCAUUCUCAUCGAAAAUGAGGCGUAUGGUAAGAAAGCUGAAGUGCAAUGGAACGAUGUGAUUAUGAAAUCUGAGAACGACGAAGCAAUAACCAUUCACGUAAACAUAAGCAAAUCUGACACCGAAACAUCUAGAAAAGAUUUCGUCGAAUCAUAACAACGUUGACAAAAGUGAUAAUUUAUGUAAAAAUAAAAUUUGUGAUCUUGUACAUAUUAUGUUACAUCGAAUAGUUGAGGUUCUAAGGAUAGAGUGUUGUUGAUAGCAAUGAUUGUAGUGUGACAUUUGGAAACAUUGCAUGAUGUAAUGUUAUCGAGAAUGUUUGCGAUGAUCCGUAGCCAAACGUGACUGAUACAGACUUAAUUUUAUCUCUAAAGUAGUCUUAAGAUGUAUAAGAUGAAAUAAAUGUUAUAUUAGUAUUUUCUUAGAAUUUGCAUUUUCAUUUAAACGACGUGGCUGAUGAGACUGAUAAGUUGAGCAACUCAAAUGUCGCUUUGUGAGUGGAGAAAUUUCAUCUUGAAGUUUAAUAGACUUAACAGCUUUAUUGAUCAUACUGAUAAUUGUGUAUCGUAGACGUAGAGUGUCUUCACCGAGUAAACUUAAUCUAGAUUUGAAAAUAAUAACAAUUGCAAAUAUUUAUAUGAGUUAUUAUAAAAUAUGAAGAGACAGCUUUCGCAGAAUUUCUGCUCUCUUACUCAUUUUAUCAGUCUCCUUUUCAGUUAACCCCUCACGAUAAGCUAGAAUACCUAGAAUAAGAAUAAUAAGAAGAAGAAUAAGCUAGAAUAAAUAUAACUAAACCUAAAUGAAACCAGUAAAGUAUUUGAUAUACUAUUCAAACGCCCCGAUUCAAAACCAUAUAGAAAAUAUAGUUUUUCUAUAUUGAUCGACUGUAGACUGGGUAUCAAACCGAGUACCUCAGGAAUGGCAUAAAAUAGAAACCCAGUGUUUUAGUUACUCGGAAACAGAUUUAAUUAUAAAUAGUUGCCUUUGCCAAAGGACAACAGCGUUCCUAAACUGAACGCUGAAGGGUAGCAAGUGGCGUUUAGCUGCCCAGAGAACAUCGGAUUGUUAUUUUUGAUUAAAUACUCUUUUAUAGUAAUAUUUACUUUAGCUCAAAACAUCGAGCAGGUACAUGCUUAAAAAUUAAAAUUAUAACAAAUGCUUUUUUUAAGGUCCCAGUUUCAUAAAAUAUUUCAUUCCUAUUAUGGCCUGCACAGACAAGGGACUUAGUCCGCGGAAUUUUUUAUUCGCCAAAAUAGAUCGCUUACAACUUCAUCGUGUAACACACACUAGAAAUUAAAAGUCCCACGUACAUAAUGCCCCCCGAACAACUGAGGACACCGGUCCCCCGGUGAACAGGAGAAAGAACGAGGGUGACGACGAAGAAAAUAGAAUUAAUGUGACUAGGUGGUAAAACUGGUGCGCGCUCGAUCAGAUUUAAAUAAGGACUAUUAGACUCUAUUAGCGUUGAGUCUGUGUCCAAGUCCUCGGCGGCCAUUUUUUUCAGUCUGUUUUCUGAUAGCGCAUUUUUGCGUAAAUAUACAAAUCCCUUUUUUUGAAGUUAUACUUCUUUAGG